AUGGAAGAGGUGUCCAACCCGCGCCGUGUUCUGGCCGUGAGCCUGGACAGCCAGGCCGCGCACCUAGGCGCCUUCAUCAAAGAACUCACCGGCAAGGUACCUGAACCCGCCGACCCCGAGUCAUCUCUCGCCGGCACCACGCAUGACCUGUCCCUUGCCACGCGCUACUACCGCGCCACUGUGCCGGUAUGGCUGGACCUCAUAGCGGCGGGGACAGCACGCAACGACAAGCAAGGAACAGAUGCGACGACCGCACGAGCGGUCGAUCCUGUCGCGUCUAGGACCACGGCAGCCGCCGACUGGGCCGCGAGCUUCCUCUCCGACGAGGCGCGAGAGGUGCUCGACGUGCUGGGCGCCGUCGUGGUCGUGUUUGCGGUGCCACCGACGGAGGCGACGGCAACUAGAACAGCAGCAACACAAGUCACAUCCACGGCGACGGGGACGACAAACACACCAGCAGCCGCAGGCCAAGGAUGCAGAACGGUCGGGCGAUUUCCCAAUGGAACCGACUCGACAAGCCCAGACGCCGCGCAACAGGUCAAGGAGCUGGUCCACCACGUUGGCCGCGUGCUCGGCGACGGCCUCGGUGGCUGGGAAUGGGACGGUGUGCGCAUCGCAAUCGGUGUUGGCGGGCCACCGUUGUCCACCAGUGACGGCGUCGAUGAAGAUCACGGCGUGGCGGCCGAGUGGGACGAGAUAUGCGCCGAGGCGGGCAUGGAGUAUGUCCACUUGCCGUCGUGGGCAGCGGCGUCUGCGCCGGGAGGCCGAAACGAGUUUGGGGAGAAGUCGGGUAUGGAGCGCGUGCGUGAGGCCCUCGAGGCCAACGACUGGGAGGGGGACGGCAUGGAUGAGUUUGGCGCCUUCGAGGGCACUGACAGCGAGGUCGACGACAACGCCUCGCUGGACCCCGAGAGUCUGGACUUUGGCUUCGACCGAGCCGACUUUGAGGGCCUCAAAAAGGCCAUUUGGAGCUCCGGCGUGGAACCCGGCGAGGGCAACUCAACCUCAGACGCCCCGGGUGCGACUGCUGGCAACGCCACCAGCGACGUGCAGACCCAAGACGGCCGCGCGCAUACACAUUCGCCACCCCAAAAAGGGCAAGAUAUUGAGGGGGAGGCGCUUGACGAAGAUGACGUUGCCAAGGUGGAGCGCAUGAUGCGCAAACUUCAGGCGGCGCGAGAGGCCGGCCAAGGCAUGAACGAAGCGCAGCGCAAAAGGAUGGCCGCGCGCGCCGUCGCCGAGGUCAUGCGUGAGCUGUGA
Messenger RNA from Purpureocillium takamizusanense, 1260 nucleotides. RefSeq lists its product as uncharacterized. The transcript has 2 exons. The record is from RefSeq and is a predicted model, not a curated record. Gene Ontology annotation, molecular function: protein-macromolecule adaptor activity. NCBI's taxonomy places the organism in Eukaryota, Fungi, Ascomycota, Sordariomycetes, Hypocreales, Ophiocordycipitaceae. Bases 1 to 1260 code for a protein of 419 amino acids. Gene Ontology annotation, biological process: vesicle-mediated transport.